Molecule: messenger RNA, 2697 nt
Organism: Corythoichthys intestinalis (scribbled pipefish)
Lineage: Eukaryota; Metazoa; Chordata; Actinopteri; Syngnathiformes; Syngnathidae
Gene: ppig
Product: peptidylprolyl isomerase G (cyclophilin G)
Exons: 13
Coding region: 192-2279 (695 amino acids)
Biological process (GO): protein peptidyl-prolyl isomerization; protein folding
Molecular function (GO): peptidyl-prolyl cis-trans isomerase activity
Source: RefSeq, a predicted model, not a curated record
CGAUUUGCCGCAAACACAAAAAGUGGCGCACUAUCCCUUCCCGAAAUGCACUGAAUUCCCCAUCGCGCCAUCUUCAGAAGCGGUCGAACAGUGGACGUUGAAUGAAAACCAGUGCCUUUUGAACGAGACGACUUCUGCAUGGAAUGAAAUAAUUGCAUUUUCAGGUGGUUGGUUCAGCAGCUUCGGUCAUCAUGGGGAUCAAGGUUCAACGUUCUCGGUGCUUCCUUGACAUCGGAAUAGGAAAUACACAGGUCGGCCGAAUUGUUGUGGAAUUGUUUACAGACGUCUGUCCCAAAACAUGUGAAAACUUCCGAUGCCUGUGCACAGGUGAGAAAGGGCUCGGUAAAGGCACCCAAAAACCUCUUCAUUACAAAGGCUGUCUGUUCCAUCGCAUUGUGAAAGACUUCAUGAUUCAAGGAGGGGACUUCAGCGAAGGCAAUGGAAGAGGAGGCGAAUCCAUCUAUGGAGGCUUUUUUGAAGAUGAAAGCUUUGCUGUGAAACAUAACAAGGAGUUCUUGCUGUCUAUGGCCAAUAGAGGGAAGGAUACAAAUGGAUCACAGUUUUUCAUAACAACAAAACCAACUCCUCACUUGGAUGGGGUCCAUGUGGUUUUUGGUCAUGUGAUUUCUGGUCAAGAGGUCGUACAAACUAUGGAGAGUGAAAAAACAGAUCCUAACAGCAGACCCUAUGCUGAAAUUAAAGUCUUGAACUGUGGGGAACUCGUACCCAAAUCAAAAGCAAAAAAACGUGAAAAGAAGAAAGAGCGUGCAUCGUCAAGUUCCAGCAGUAGUUCCAGUGACUCGGACAGCUCUUCGGAAUCCUCCUCCGACUCUGAAGAAUCCGAUAAAGAGGCAAAGAAGCAGAAAAAAAGAGCUAAAAAGCAAAAGAAGAAACAGAAAGACAAAAAGACGGCCGAGCCUGAAAUUGUCGAGGAGAAAGAACAGGAAGAGGUGGUCACAUCCACGGUGCGUCCUGAAGAAAUACCUCCCAUCCCUGAAAAUCGCUUCCUGAUGAGACUCUCACCGGUAGAAAAAAAACAAGAGGAGCCUGAGAAGGAGAAAGAAACAAAAGACGAACGGCCUCGAGACAGAUCUGCCGCAAAGCACAAUUCUCAGUCGGCAACGUAUAACAGAAGAUUGGUGAUGACUCGUUCCGGCAGGAAGAUAAAAGGCAGAGGCCCCAGGAGAUACAGAACGCCUUCACGUUCUCGAUCAAGAUCCAGAGAUCGCUAUCGCCGUAGCGAAACUCCACCCCAUUGGCGUCUGGAGUUACAGCGUCAGAGGAUGAGGGCGGUCACAGGGGAGCGUUGGAUUAAGGGAGACAAAGGUGACAUGAGUGAGGACAAAGACGAGGCUGCCAACGUUCAGAGGGGCGACCGACAGACCUCCGGUUCAAAACACGAGCAAGCGGAUGAGGGUAAAAAAGACAGGAAGGCUCGAUCUCAGAGGUCCAAAAGUAAAGACGACACAGGGGAGAAGCAAAGUAAGCAGAAGGAAAAGAAAAGGGCCAAAUCUAAAAGUCGUAGUAAAAGUAGAGAAAAGAGUAGAAGGUCCAAAAGCAGAGAUAAAAGAAGACGGUCCAAAAGUAAAGAGAAGAGUCACAAGCAUAAAAGCAGUGAGAAGAAAGAUCGCUCCAGGAGCAAAGACCAAAAUAUGAACAAGAAAGAAAAAGAGAAGAAAGCUGACCACGGCAAAGAGAAAAACAAAGAGCGAGAGUCUAACAACAAGAAGAAUGAGGAUGCCAAAACAAGCAAUGGCGAGAGAACACAGACAAGGUCACAAAGCAAAGAUAGAAGUUCCAGGGAACGACACAGAUCAAACAGUAGAAACUGUGAGAAGAGCGGACGCGGGGCCUCAAAGGACAAAGAGGGAAAACGGGACAAAGACCGAGAGAGAGGCAGGGAACGCAGCAGGAGUGCGCACAGGCGACACGGCGACGAAAAGGACGAAAAAAGGCGGAGGACGCGUAGUCGCGAGCGCAGGAGCAGUCCAGAUAGAAGCAAGGCCAGAGAUUCUUACAGGAGCAGGCGCUCAAGAAGCAAGAGCAGCCGGAGAGGACGCAGCAAAGAUCGCAAGGACGACCAAAGGCGGCGGCGACGCAGCAGCAGUAGUAGUAGCAGCAGUUCUGACAGUGAUAAAGACAGGCGCAAGCGUCGCAAGAGCCCCGAUUCUAAACGGAGAAGGUCCAGGAGCACCUCCAAAGACAAGAAAAGAGUGGACACCACAAAAGGCAAAGGCGACAAGAGAAAUCGCUCAAGCUCCAGUUCUGACAGCGACUAAGCUCGCUUUAAAACUUUUUUUUGUUUUUGUUUUUCCCCCUCCUUUUUUGUCUGCUCAGUUCAUAUUCAGCACUUGGCUCCAACUUUUAACCAAAAGCCCGCAUCUUCAUAUUAUUCACUCAGCGCAACCGCCCAUUUGUCCACAAUGCCACCUAUUAAUUCCCUCACAGGAAUGAGAGGCUGCACCAGGCAAGUGUAAUGCCCUACGAAAGACCUCUCAAGCGGAACUAAGAAAUUACAACAGUGGACCACUGCGAUUUGUGAGCCAAGGACUUGGUUUUAGUGUUAACAUAGAGGCCAGAUUGUGUGUGGCCAGCUGUUGGCGUGCUGAAGCUCAGGACUUGAAACCAGCACCCACAUCCGUCAAAAUAUGUGACUAUAAUAUCAUCUGGUUCAGCUGAUUAAAGAUUUUAAUGUAA